CAUCCAUAUAAUAAAGCCCCCCGAACUCCCGCGCGCAUGCAAAUCCACACAAACCCAUCUCUCUCUCUCUCUCUCUCUCUCUCUCUCUCUCUCUCUGUUCUUCACUCCCCGUUAUAUCUGAUUUUCCUCUAAACCAUUCUCUUCAAUUUUUUUCUGGGUUCUUUAUUAAGUUUGAUUUUUUCUCGCAGGGGCAAGCCCUAAAAGGAAACCUGAGCAAAUAAGGAAAGGGUUAUUAAUUAUCAAUCCUAACUCCUUUAUAUCUCUACCUGGCUGCAUUGUAGAAACCAGCGUAGAAGAGCAGUUGUUUUUGGCUUCUCUCUUCUCACUCGCAGUCUCCGUUGUGUUGUUUGCCAGUUCGGGAGUGUUUUUCUUAUUUUGCUUCGUCAAUGGCGGUUCCUUCAACCGUCCCUGCCCAUGCAUCGCUUUACGUUGGUGACCUUCAUCCCGACGUCACCGAUGGGCAGCUCUUCGAUACAUUCUCCGUCAUUGAUAAUCUUGCAUCUGUUCGGGUUUGUAGAGACUCCAUGUCAGGGCGAUCCCUCGGUUACGGUUACGCCAAUUUUGUUACUACCCAAGACGCAAUCCGGGCUAUUGAAAAAUUAAACCACACUCCAUUGAAUGGGAAAAUGAUGAGGAUUAUGUGGUCACAUCGUGAUCCAGAUGCAAGAAAGAGUGGAAUUGGAAAUUUGUUCGUGAAGAAUCUGAAUGAUUCCAUCGAUAAUGUGAAGCUUCAUGAGAUGUUUUCAAAAUAUGGGAACAUCUUAUCAUGCAAAGUAGYGAUUUCUCCAGAUGGAAAAAGCAAAGGAUAUGGGUUUGUGCAAUUUGAAACCGAGGAGUCUGCCAAAACUGCUAUCGAGAAACUUAAUGGUUCCACUGUUGGUGGAAAAAAGAUAUAUGUUGGAAAUUUCAUAAAAAAGAGUGAUCGGGUUUUACCCAGCCCCGAUGCUAAAUACACAAAUCUAUAUAUGAAGAACCUGGACCAGGAUGUGACUGAAGAGAUUCUGCAGGAAAAGUUCUCUGAGUUUGGGAAAAUUACUAAUCUGGUUAUCUCGAAGGAUGACAAUGGAAACUCGAGGGGUUUUGGAUUCAUCAACUUUGAAAGUUCAGAUGAUGCCAAGCGGGCAAUGGAGGCAAUGAAUGGAGCACAAUUAGGCUCAAAGACUAUAUAUGUCGCAAGAGCACAGAAAAAGGCAGAGCGGGAGCAAAUCUUGCGCCGCCAGUUUGAGGAAAGGCGUAAGGAGCAAAUCCAAAAAUACAAGGGUUCAAAUGUGUAUGUUAAGAACAUUGAUGAUGACGUUGAUGACAAUGAACUACGGGAAUACUUUAAUCAAUGUGGCACUAUUACAUCUGCGAAGCUAAUGCGUGAUGAAAAAGGAAUAAGUAAGGGGUUUGGGUUUGUAUGCUUCUCUACUCCUGAGGAGGCUAACAAAGCUGUAUCUACCCUUCAUGGUUGCAUGUUCCACGGGAAGCCUUUGUAUGUGGCUAUAGCACAAAGGAAAGAGGAGAGGCAAGCACAACUGCAGCUACAGUAUUCACAGCGUAUGCCAGGAUUAGGGGGUCCCUCAACUGCUGUUAUCCCUGCUGGAUAUCCACCUCUUUACUACACACCUCCUCCAGGUGUUGUUUCACAAAUUCCUCCUCGACAAGGGCUUAUGUAUCAACCUCUGGGCUUGAGACCAGGAUGGAGGCCCAGUGGAUAUGCACCUCCAGCCAGACCAGCUUUCCAACCUAUGCCACUUCCUGUAAUACCUAAUACUCCAAGACAGCAUAGACAAAACAGGGGCAGAAUGAAUGGGCAUUUGCUUCCCCAAGGUGGUGGACACUCUGUCCAGUUUAUGCCACAUUUGCAACAACCAACUCAGUCAGUAAAUUCACUGAAAGAUUCAAGCAACCAGCAGAGAGCUGGACAGACCAAGUAUGUUCCAAAUGCACGUUCACGUGAUGUGAGCAAUGGACCCGCAGUCCCAUCUACUGCUUCUAACUCUGUUGGAGCUGCAUCCCAAGGAUCAAACAUGUUGAGCAGCAUGCUUGCUGCUGCUACCCCCCAACACCAGAAACAGAUACUUGGCGAGCGCCUUUAUCCCCUUGUCAAGAAACACAAGCCUGAUCUUGCUGCAAAAAUAACUGGAAUGCUUUUGGAGAUGGACAACUCAGAACUGCUUCUUUUGUUGGAGUCACCUGAGUCAUUGGCUGCCAAGGUAGAAGAAGCAGUGCAAGUGCUAAAACUCUCCAAGACCAAAGUUUCUGGACAGGAUUCUAUUCAUCCAAAUUAUUUAUCGGCUGAGGUUGCGGUCAACUAAAUAUACCUUAUCCGAGGUUGUGCUCCGGAUUUGAGCUCUAGGGCUUCUAAAUUUUGGUAGUGAGCAUUAGAACAUUGUCCUUUUUAAUUCUUUCUCUUGAAGCUUUUUCUUCCGUAGGUAUUUCUGUAGUAGAUUGUAAUUAUUGUGGUCUGACCUGAUUAUCUGGAGCUGAUUACAAACUUGGAUUUUGAGUAGCAGUAAAAUAGGAUAUUGGAGAUUAAAAUUCAUGUUUCUGAUCAAAUUUGUAGGUCCAAACCACUCAUAGAGUGGAUGAGACCAUAUGACCCGUUUAAAAUAGUUGCUUUAGUGA
Nelumbo nucifera (sacred lotus) is the source of this 2610-nucleotide messenger RNA. RefSeq names its product polyadenylate-binding protein 7-like. Gene Ontology annotation, molecular function: mRNA binding. NCBI's taxonomy places the organism in Eukaryota, Viridiplantae, Streptophyta, Magnoliopsida, Proteales, Nelumbonaceae. The record is from RefSeq and is a predicted model, not a curated record. Gene Ontology annotation, cellular component: nucleus.